This is a messenger RNA of Ooceraea biroi (clonal raider ant), 2118 nucleotides long. RefSeq names its product KAT8 regulatory NSL complex subunit dim gamma-tubulin 1 (gene dgt1). Lineage: Eukaryota; Metazoa; Arthropoda; Insecta; Hymenoptera; Formicidae. Gene Ontology annotation, cellular component: NSL complex. The record is from RefSeq and is a predicted model, not a curated record.
UGCGCGGAAAGAUGUAAUUUCUGGAACGGACAUGGUUGCGUCUGAUAGUGAAAAACCAAGUGCGUGGAAUGUUUUGACCGUUCUGUCGUUUUCCGUUGUCCUUCGCGAUUUUGUCGAGUUAUAAAUUAUUCGUUGGUGAGUAAUCACUAUCUCCUUUAUUUUCCCGGCAUUUCACAAAUCAACGAUACUUUAGAACAGUUCCUUGUCGUCGGAUGAAGUCGCUCAACCGUGUUCAAAGACAGGGUAUGUUCCGGAUACCAAAGUCUACAAUGCCUACUUCUACUGCAACGAUGACGGUUAUGAAACGUCCGAAACUCCAGGAUUGUCUUUACUCAUCCUACGAAUGCACACAGCCCUGUCUGGAGGGAUACUCAUAUUGUGCUAAACACAUCCUCGAAGAUACAAACGCACCUUACAAACCGUGCGCUUUUGUAUAUAACACCAAUGGAAGAAAAUGUCAAAAUCCAGCCCCAAAGUUGGACAGAAGAGACAUCUCAUAUUGCAGUGAGCAUUCUAGAAAAGCGCAAAUCGCACGGAUCAAGUCAAUGUCACGGCGUUCCUUGCCGCAAACACCAGAAAUGCUUUUGCUUAAUCUGAAUCACUAUGUCAAGCCCACCGAUUCUAGUGCGGAGGAUACAGAAGAUGAGGGAGGAAAAAUUAAAGCUUUGGAUCCUUUCACCGAAGUUGAUGCUUACAGAGUGAAUGCGAACGGCAGUGACAUCUUAGAUUACGCCAGUUCAUCAGAGAGUGAUGUCGAACCUACAGUUGUUAACGACACCCUAAGAGGAGUGUUUCUCGAUGAUAGUGACAACGAAAGUUUACACAGUCCGCAAGAAGAUCCGUUGAAUAUAAACUUUUUAAGGCACGCCGGCAUUUUUACCGCGGAGGAGGUCAUUUAUAUCGCGAGGGAAAAAUUAAUUAGGCUUCAGUCUCUUUAUAUCGAACAGUUUAGAAGGCUGCAGUACUUAUUGAGAGAGAAAAGACGAAAGUACUUGCUUACCUUGAAAAAGGAGAAAGAGACACUUUGCAGUAUACACAAUCAAACAAAGGAAAGUGCAAAAGAGAAGAAACUUUACGAGAAACUGAAGGCAUUAAAUCGUUAUCACAGGCGGAGUGGCGUUGAAGCCAUACUUUACAGAAAAUCACUGGAACGUCGUGCGCAGAUAACCGAGCCCAUUCAGAAGCCGCCAAACGUGUCGAAAUGCAUAUUCACCGAAGGUGGCGUAAAGUGCGGUGAGAGAACGCUUCCGUCGGCCAAGCAUUGUCGUAAGCACAUUCUAAAGGACCAGCAUCAAGUUCUGUUCAAAGCGUGCGGAGCGGUGCGCGCGGAUAUAGAGUGCCAUGAACCCGUGCCUGUGAUCUUCGAUUCCAACUGCGUAUUUCACAUGAACCUACCGCCGCCGUGCAAGCUAGAAUCUAUGAAGUUCGAGGAGGAGAAGCCCAAGUUGCAGGAAACGUCGAUGACCGACAAUCAGUCGAUGGAGAUCGAUGUAGUGGGAGAAACCCAGGAAAUCGAUCCCGACGAUGACAUGGCGGGACUGAUGAGAGAAAUGAACGAUUCCGCUCACGCGAAACCGGCGUUCGGCAACGAGAGUUUGAACAGUGAAACCAGUACGGACACGGCAUUCAGCCUGUCAGCGCAGAUGAGUGACCGGGAUGACUUCGCUACCGUAUGACAAACUAUGCCGUGAUCUUUCGACUCGCGUUGCAUCUCUAUUGAUUUUCCUCAUUAUUUGAGCAAAAAUAUUAAUGACAAAAUAAUCUACUCUCCGAUAUUCGAUUCAGUCUGCGUUGAGAUCUCUUUACCUAAAUAUCGGAUCACCUGCAACACUUAUUUUAAUAUAUAACGUGUAAUUUAAUAAUGUGAUUAUCGGUAUGUUAACAUUUGUAUAUAUUAACUUGAGAAAAAUAUAUUGUACAUGUAUGAGAAAUUGUAUAGCAGAAAAUUCUAAUGUGUAAUUAAUGUUAUGAUACUUUGAAGCGUUUAUAUUAAAGUCGGAAAAUUGACGCUAUAUAAAUUUAAGUUAUACAAAACUAUAGAUACUAUAGAUUAUACACAAUUAUAGCAAAUAUAUUUAAAAAAAAAACUACAUGAAAAUAAUAUGUACUGGAUUACAG